Molecule: messenger RNA, 1317 nt
Organism: Penicillium cosmopolitanum
Lineage: Eukaryota; Fungi; Ascomycota; Eurotiomycetes; Eurotiales; Aspergillaceae
Exons: 6
Coding region: 1-1317 (438 amino acids)
Biological process (GO): mitotic cell cycle
Cellular component (GO): DASH complex; mitotic spindle
Source: RefSeq, a predicted model, not a curated record
AUGGCAGUCCGAUCUACCGCGGAGGAAAUGGAGAGGCUCCAGCUCUCCGAUGAAGAUACCGAGGACCUCUGGGAUUCUCCCUCCAAAAGGCAAACACGCCAGACCUUCAAACAACGAUCCUCUGAAGAGCACAUUGCUCCCGAACCGCGGCCAAUCCAGGAUAACAGCGACAAUGCGUUUGAUCGCGAAGAGGCCCGUGAAGUCACUCUUCACCACGAGCUCCAAAGUGUGCGAAACAUCAACGAGGUUCUUGAAGGGUUACUUGGGAGUAUUGAUCGGGCCAAAGGAAAUAUGGAGACUGUGUCAAAAACAGUCACAUCCGCCUCAACUCUCCUCAACACUUGGACCCGGAUCCUGUCACAGACCGAACACAACCAACGGCUCAUUUUGAACCCCAAUUGGCAGGGUGCAACACAAGACCUCGCCGAUAUAGAGAAUGAGGCUAUUGAAAAACAGCAAGCGGCAGAACGACGGGAGCGGGCACUCCAGGAACAACGUGAGGCAGCAGCACGCCGGGCAGAGGAGGAAGAACGAAGACGCGUCUUGAACCCCAAAGCUGGUCGGGGAGCUAGUCGGGGAACUGUGCGAAGUACCGGCCUCGGCAGAACCCCGAGCGUGAGCACUUCUCGAACGGGAGCCACGCGUGGCACAUCAACAGCGACUGCAGGGACUCGCCGGCCCGUCAGUGGGAUUGCUAGAGGGAGUGGGAUCGCCCGUGGUAGGGGGGAAGCCAUGAUAAAAAAAACAAUUUCUUCACUUCUGCCCUACCUUCACACGAUGAAUUUCGCUCCUUAUCAGGACGAAUCACCAGAGCUUGAAAGGGCCCUGUCCCCACCAAACCUAGAGGGCCGCGUCAAGUCCCCUAACCUCCGCUCACCCCGGGCAUCUGCCGACUUACCUUCGCCGGGUCAUUUCGCAGGAGGUGGACAUGGCAACACUGGCUUUGGACGGGAUAUUGAGGGCGGCCAUGUGAGCCUAGGUGCAUUUGAGACCAGCCUGCCGAUUCGCAUGGAUGUGGAAGCUAUGCUGGCAUAUCUGCUUCUGCCUCCAGCCGGAGGAGUCUUUCUGCUCUUGGCCGAGCACAAGAGUGAUUACGUUCGAUUCCAUGCGUGGCAAUCUAGUAUGCUCUUCAGUGCUAUUUUCGUCAUCCAUCUCAUCUUCGCCUGGUCUUCCUUUCUCUCCUGGACCCUCUUCAUAAUUGAUAUCCUACUUAUUGGGUUCCUCAGCAUGCGCGCUUACCGUGAUGUCGACACAUUAGAUCACUUCGAGGUUCCUUUCAUCGGCCGUAUGGCUAACUCCUUCGUGGACAACGAAUGA